Molecule: messenger RNA, 1239 nt
Organism: Acanthopagrus latus (yellowfin seabream)
Lineage: Eukaryota; Metazoa; Chordata; Actinopteri; Spariformes; Sparidae
Product: ceramide-1-phosphate transfer protein
Exons: 7
Coding region: 266-1078 (270 amino acids)
Biological process (GO): intermembrane lipid transfer; ceramide transport
Cellular component (GO): cytoplasm; membrane; cytosol
Molecular function (GO): ceramide 1-phosphate binding; ceramide 1-phosphate transfer activity
Source: RefSeq, a predicted model, not a curated record
CUACCUACUGCUGUCGGCCAUGUUGGCUCUGCUCUUCUUCCUCAGCUCCUUCUGGCUACCUCAGGGCGGAGUCAGAGACUGUGGCAGCGUCUGGCAGCCAUGUUUGAGUUUUUACCGCCAACAGGUGAAAACUACACACACACAUCUGUGCGUCUUACUUUAACAUCUUGAAAUAUUUGUAUUUUUGUACCUUGAACCAGACGUUUCCUUUGUUGUCACUUUUUCCAGCAUCAUCUUCACCGUGAACAGAGAUACAAGUGCUCAGAUGAACUCGUUACUUCAUUUACAUAAACAGAAACCUGAGGCUCAGCUGGCCCCUGAGGGCUGGGCGGAGCCUGCCGGAGCCCCGCCCCUCCUCCAGGAGUGUCCUGGCCAAUCGUUUCAGGCCCGCCAUCUGCUGCAGUAUUUAAAGUCCAGCCUCACCGACGCCGACGACGUCCUGCUGGAGCCGUACCUGCAGAGCUGGGAUCAGCUGCUCAAUUUCAUGGAGUCUCUCGGGACGAUGGUCAGCUUCUUCUCUCAGAAGGUGAAGGAAAAGGUCGUUCUGAUACGAGAGCUGUCGCUCAAACACGGCACUGAGGCUCAUGGGAAACGAGGUCCACGUGACCACUCUGGACUACAAACUCCAGAGUCAUUUGGACUGAAAACUGGGGCUUAUCGCUCGGUCCGAUCCAUGGUGGAGGCGGAGCUAAAGGCGGGCACGGUCGACUUCUCCCGCCGCACAGAUUCUGGCUGCCGGACGCUGCUGCGGCUGCAUCGAUCUCUGCUGUGGUUGAAGCUGAUGUUGGAGGGUUUAGCUGAAGGACCGGACGCAGACGGACGAUACAAAACACCUGGAGAGCUGAGCAGAGACGCCUACAAGGUGGCGUUGGCGCCGCACCACCCCUGGCUGCUCCGUCAGGCCGCAGAGUUCGUCUUCCACGCUCUCCCGGACAGACGCUUCUUCCUGCAGCUGGUGUGCGUGCAGAGCCAGCGAGAGGCGGCGCCCGUCCUGCGCGUCAUCAUCCACGCCCUGACGCUCGUCCACGCACAAACUCAGAGGAUCCUGGCCGAGCACGACAUGCUGGAACUGCCCUGACGACGCACCUCGACACCCAACAUUCAAAGCGCUGCCCGCACACUCCACAGAUGCUCUGCGGCUCCUCCACGUGACUCCAGGCAUGUUUGAUCAGACUUCCCAGAAUCCUGUAGGACACGCCGCAGACUCUACACGGCGUCUUACUGCUCACGACCACCUUC